AUGUCAACUUCCGGUAGCAGCAAUUAUGAUUAUAGAUAUUCCUCCAUCUCUUCUGACGAGGAUUCCAAAUCUUUUGUAGCCAAAUCGAAAGAUAAGACAACCCACGAUGAGGGAGCGAAUCCUAGCAUACCCCUGAAUGAUCGGAGGGUCACUUAUGCUGAACUUAUGAAGAAGAAGGUUGAGGAUGAUGAGGCAAAGGAUCGUCAGCGCAGAAAUGAUCGAAUCCGGCGCAAAAUACUAGCGGCUGAGGAGAGACGUCGAUUUGUCGAUGGGGUACCCUCUGACUCUGAUGCUGACGCUUCCGAAGAGGAAACUACUUGGGUGUUAACAAAGUGCAAUAUCAAGCCUGACCGGUAUGCCAGAGAGUUCCGAAAAACUAUGAAGCAAAUUGAAGCUGAAGCAGAAGAAGACUCGGACUCAUAUGAUCCUUAUACCCAUCCAGACUUCAUCAAUGGUUCUGACGGUGAUUCCGACAAAGAGGAGGAUUCUGAGAAGGACAGUGAUGACGAAUCUGAUAACUCGGACGAAUCUGACGAGUAG
Papaver somniferum (opium poppy) is the source of this 540-nucleotide messenger RNA. RefSeq names its product clumping factor A-like. The coding region runs from base 1 to 540 and encodes 179 amino acids. The transcript has a single exon. The record is from RefSeq and is a predicted model, not a curated record. NCBI's taxonomy places the organism in Eukaryota, Viridiplantae, Streptophyta, Magnoliopsida, Ranunculales, Papaveraceae.